Scophthalmus maximus (turbot) is the source of this 3973-nucleotide messenger RNA. It is a transcript of the gene bmp5, whose product is annotated as bone morphogenetic protein 5. Gene Ontology annotation, molecular function: growth factor activity; cytokine activity. The transcript has 7 exons. The record is from RefSeq and is a predicted model, not a curated record. Bases 1638 to 3011 code for a protein of 457 amino acids. NCBI's taxonomy places the organism in Eukaryota, Metazoa, Chordata, Actinopteri, Pleuronectiformes, Scophthalmidae. Gene Ontology annotation, biological process: SMAD protein signal transduction. Gene Ontology annotation, cellular component: extracellular region.
UGAAGAGAAAGAGAAAGCAUCACCCCUCUUCCACUUUGAAACAACAUUAGGGAACCUUGGACUCAACUGUAAAAAAAGCUACUGAGUGCGUGUGUGUGAGUGUGUUAGAGAGUGUGUGUGUGUGUGUUAGUGUGUGUGUGUGUGUGUUCGUGUGUGUGUGUGCGUGUGAGUGUGUGUGUGUGUGUGAGUGUGUGUGUGUGUGUGUGUGCGUGUGAUUGUGUGUGUUUGUGUGUGUGUGUGUGUGUGUGUGAGUGUGUGCCUGUGUGUGAGUGUGUGUGAGAGAAAGAUUUGGGACACAAGGUUUUCUUGUCUUAUGGGUGUGAACACUAGGUGUCGCUGUGUGGCAGCAUGUCCAGGACUCACUUUACUUCUUUUUUUCUUGCUGGACCGCAGCCACCCAUCACAUGGAAACCUCCGACUAUUAAUGUUUCUGAUUAUUCCAGCAUACUUACUUCAACAUACCGUUUACUUAAUGUUCCUCCGAGACUGGAGCUUUACGCAUGACAGGCUCUGCCUUAAAUUAACUUUUCUAUCGCCUACUCACGUUUUUGUUCUCCGUGGGGAAUGGAACUCGCAUGAAGAUGGAAAUCAGUGCAGAAUAUGCAGACAUGCGGUGGAUCUGUGGUUCCUAAUACUUCAUUUGCAUGUCAAUCUUUGUGGUGUGUAUUAUUUCUAAUCUCUGGCCCCAUCUUUUCCUACAUGAGAACUUUUUUCACUUUAGGUGCAGUUUGUGUAGCCCAUGAAAUAAACCUCCCUUUCUUCUUCUUCAGCAUCCCUCGUCAAAGUCCGUCCAGUAUCAAAUUAAAAACAGGAUCCAUGUUGUUUGGUGAUUGCAGCUGGACUCGUCCUCUCCCAUAAACAGAGUUCAAUAAGUGGAGGUGAUUAAAAGGCUCUGUCAUUACUCUUUCACUCGUUAAGACGGCCUCUCGGAUUUCAAGUGUCUCCUUUUACACUCCGGGGCCGCCACAUUCAUCAUGGGACAGGGGCUGGAGUUUUAUUGCCGCCGCUAGAGGUGGAUGCAAAAACAAAAAGUUGAGUGUGGGAUGGACUCAGAGGGCAACUAGCCCCGGUGCACUCCCUCUCUCUCUCAGGGGCUGGGGGAAAAGAAAGGGAAAAGAAAGAGAAAAACGCGAGCCGGGGCAUAUGAGUCCUCUGUUCACUCUUUUUUUUUGUUGUUGACAUAAUUCAACACAUUUCAUAUCCACUUGAAACUGCGGCUCAUCCCUCGACGCUAUAUGGGCGUACCUCUGUGUUGGCUUUUUUUUUCUUUUCUUUUUUUCCCCCCCUUCCCAUCACAGAGGAGUAAGGUGAGGGACGGGGUCAUAACUCCAUAAAUACUUGGUGUGGCACAGACUCCGGAUGGACCCUGGAGGAGGACAUACUGCCGGAGGAGCCCGGCGCACAGGAGCGUAGCGCAGACCUGUCUGCAGGCUGAGCCCACCUCUGUGAGAGGGUCGACUGGUGGAGCAGAGGAACACGACAGCCCCCUCCUCAGUUACCACCGCGGGACGCUGUGGCGCGUCUGGCUGAUAUGGAGAGUCUAUGAUUCCGUCCUGGCAGAGGUAUAAAUGGCUGUACUCUUCUCCCCGAGUGCGAUGUAGUUCCCCCUCACACUCCUGAGCGGGCUAUUCGUCACGAUGACGGCGCUGACACCUCUGAACCGCGCGGUGCUCGGACUCGCGUGGAGCUGCCUGAGCUUUCUGUCCUGCGCGCACUGCGGGCUGACUGACAACCAUGUGCACUCCAGCUUCAUCUACAGGCGCCUGCGCAAUCACGAGCGCAGGGAGAUCCAGAGAGAGAUCCUCUCCAUCCUGGGCCUGCCCCACCGACCGAGGCCCUUCUCCCCCGGGAAGCAGGCGUCCUCGGCGCCGCUGUUCAUGCUCGACCUGUACAACGCGAUGGCCGUGGAGGAGGAGGAGGCGGCGGCGCGCCAGGGCGCGGCGAAGGGCCUCAGUGCCAGGGCCCCGGGGACACCCAGGAAGGGCCUCCACGGCCCGCAGCACGCCGGGUACACCCGCGUGGCGCAGCCCUACCGGGCGGCCCCUCUGCUGGGCCACAGCCCCGCGCUCCCCGCGGCGCACGACACCAACUUCCUCAAUGACGCAGACAUGGUUAUGAGUUUUGUCAAUUUGGUGGAGAAAGAUAAAGAUUUUUCACACCAGCGAAGACACUACAAGGAGUUCCGUUUUGACCUGACUCAGAUCCCAGAUGGAGAGGCCGUGACGGCUGCGGAGUUUCGGAUCUAUAAGGACGGGAGUCAUGCCCGCUACGACAACAUCACUCUGAAGGUUACCAUAUAUCAAGUCAUCAAGGAAUAUCAAAACAAAGAUGCGGAGACGUUCUUGCUCGACUCCAGGAAGGUCCAGGCGUCCGACGGGGGCUGGCUGGUGUUUGACCUCACGGCCACCAGCAACCACUGGGUGAUGAACCCACAGCAGAACCUGGGCCUGCAGCUCUGCGUGGAGACGGCAGAUGGACGAAGUAUCAACAUAAAAUCUGCUGGAAUCAUUGGGAGAAACGGGCCCCAGUCCAAACAGCCAUUCCUGGUUGCUUUCUUCAAGGCCAGUGGGGUACUGCUUCGCUCAGUCAGAGCCGCCGGCGGGAAAAAAAAGAGCCACAAUCGCAAUAAAUCCACUAAUCAACAAGAAUCAUCCAGGGCACCAAAGGCUGGAGAUUAUAACACCAGUGAACAGAAGCAAGCCUGUAAGAAGCACGAACUCUACGUCAGCUUUCGGGAUUUGGGUUGGCAGGAUUGGAUCAUUGCACCCGAGGGCUACGCCGCUUUCUACUGUGAUGGCGAAUGCUCGUUUCCUCUCAACGCACACAUGAACGCGACAAAUCAUGCAAUCGUGCAAACCCUGGUCCAUCUAAUGUUUCCUGACAACGUGCCAAAGCCGUGUUGUGCCCCAACCAAGCUCAACGCAAUAUCAGUACUUUACUUUGAUGACAGCUCAAACGUUAUCCUCAAGAAAUAUAGGAACAUGGUGGUGAGGUCCUGCGGUUGCCACUAGUGGCUGGACUGACUUUAAUUUAUGUAAUCUGCUAUGGGAAUCGCUGGAAAACACAUCUGCUGCAGGUGUGAUGUGAUGUACAGUAUAAUGUAUAUAAAGUUUUACUACCUAAUUUAUUUUCUUUUUUUUAAAUAGCACUGAAUAUUGUGAUAUUUGAUUGAUUAGGAGAAAAUUAUUUUUAAUUCACACCAGUUAUCUUGUUACUUUUGUGUCCGUUGGCAUAUACUCCCUCUUAUUUACAUCUGUAUGAUAGCUUGUACGAGUAAAGUAUUCACUGGAGUCAUUAUAAUACAUAAAGUCCAUUCCCUUUCUGCUUGUUUUUACCAUUUUUCAGUAGAAAGCGUGUUGUAAAAUGCACAUUGAGCUAUGUAGAAUUACACUCGGAGGACAGUGGAUGAAAUGUUUUUUCUUCAAUGCUAAUUUUGUCGUUUUUCUCCGUAAUGGACCAACAAACAAUACAUUUAUUAAUUUGACAAACAGGGAGCACCUCAUGAUUAUGCUCUUAGCACAAACAUCACAACUUGAACAGGCUGCUGGAAAUAUUUAAAAUAAAAUUGGAUCACUGGGAAGAAAAACAAACAGUGAGUGUUCUCUAAUAUAAACCAAACCGCCCAAAGCUAUUUUCAAGCUGUCACCGUCUUUCAGCACUGAUACUGUUUCACCUUUUCCUUGUCAGCUUUUUUUCUUCUUCUUUUUUUUCUUCAUAAGAGUGUGUUUUCAGAAGGGGAUUGUGUCGGUCUGGAAUGAAACUCUUAUUGCGUGGAGUGUUCACUUGCGAAUGCUUUACAAUUGAAGUCAUCUUUUACACAAACGUUAAAGUAAAUCUCUUCCCCUAAACACUGAUCCUCCUUCCUCCGUGGAAUCAAAGCUGCAAUCGCCCCAUGCAAAUUACUAGUUUUUGUUUGAGGAAGCUAUAUCUUAAUGCAGUGUUGUGUAUUUUAAAUAAAUCUACCACUUGAAAA